AGCUUGAGGGGGAGCUCUGAGCUGGUGGUCCCUGAGCAGCCUCCAAGCUGGGAGAAGCCCUUCAAAUGCUUGGAAUGUGGGAAGAGCUUCAGGAAAAGCACUGACCUCCUCAAGCACCAGCACAUCCACACUGGUGAACGGCCCUAUAUAUGUAGGGUAUGUGGGAAGAGCUUCAGAGACAGCUCCACCUUGAUCCGCCACCAGCGCAUCCACACUGGGGAACGGCCCUACACGUGUGGGGAAUGUGGGAAGAACUUUACCCAGAGGUCCCACCUCCACACCCACCAACUCAUCCACACUGGGGAACGACCCUACAAGUGUUUUGAAUGUGGGAAGAGGUUUCAGACGAGCUCACAUCUCCUCCUGCAUGAGCGAACGCACACGGAUGAGAGGCCCUUCCGCUGCACCGACUGCGGGAAGGGCUUCAACCAGAACUCCAACCUCCUGACCCACCGGUGCAUCCACACUGGGGAACGACCCUACAACUGUUUGGAAUGUGGGAAGAGGUUUCAGACCAGUGGGAGUCUCCUCUUGCACCAGCGGACACACACGGAUGAGAGGCCCUUCCGCUGCACCGACUGCGGGAAGGGCUUCAACCGGAACUCCACCCUCGUCACCCACCGGCGCAUCCACAGCGGGGAGAGGCCCUACAAGUGUGGGGAGUGUGGAAAGAGCUUCACCCACAGCUCUACCUUGACCAAACACCAAAGGACCCACCAAUAAAAGAAGCCCUAGUGCUCCGACUGCUGGAAGAGCUUCUGCUGCUGCUUCCACCCCAAAUGAAGCCCCUCAUUUGGAGGCAACCCCUGGAGUCCAGUGACUGUCAGUCCAUCCCUUUUGGGCAGCUUCUUUCAACAGAACCCUUCUUGGGGGCUGUGUGGAGAUUCCUACCUUGGCUGGGGACCCCCCAAGGUCACUGCUGGAGGUUGAGAACAGAGA
Molecule: messenger RNA, 939 nt
Organism: Pipra filicauda (Wire-tailed manakin)
Lineage: Eukaryota; Metazoa; Chordata; Aves; Passeriformes; Pipridae
Product: zinc finger protein 239-like
Exons: 1
Source: RefSeq, a predicted model, not a curated record